This is a messenger RNA of Penicillium cataractarum, 1584 nucleotides long. Its product is annotated as putative FAD binding monooxygenase. The coding region runs from base 1 to 1584 and encodes 527 amino acids. Lineage: Eukaryota; Fungi; Ascomycota; Eurotiomycetes; Eurotiales; Aspergillaceae. Gene Ontology annotation, molecular function: FAD binding. The record is from RefSeq and is a predicted model, not a curated record. The transcript has a single exon.
AUGAUCGAAACAGAUGUCUUGAUAGCCGGAGCAGGGCCAACUGGCCUUGUUCUCGCUCUUUGGCUUCACGCACAGGGUGUCAGAACCCGCAUUGUUGACCAGGGAGGUGGACCCGCCCCCAACUCGCGCGCGCUGGCUGUGCAUGCCCGUAUUCUGGAGCUAUACCGCCAACUCGAUCUAGCCGAUGAGCUGAUAGAUCGUGGAUAUCAGCUACCUGCUACCAAUGUGUGGGUAAAUGGUUGCCACAGAGCCCACAUCAACCUGCGGCAAUUUGGCACAGAGUUGACACCAUAUCCCUACCUGCUUUCUUUCCCUCAAGACGAGCAUGAACGCCUGCUCGAGAAGCGGCUGAACUCCUUUGGUAUCUUCGUUGAGAGGAAAACCAAGCUGCAAAAUUUUGUCGAUAAUGGCUCGAGCAUCACUGCAACUCUGGCGUGUGCGAACGGAGCCGAGUCUACCUGCGAAGCCGCCUAUAUCGUUGGAUGCGAUGGCGCUCAUUCGGCAGUUCGACACGUUAUUGGGGCAAAAUACGAGGGUGACACAUAUGUGCCACUCUUCUACAUUGCUGAUAUUGUUGCGGAGGAGCAAGACAGCCCUAUUUUUAACGGCGAAGCUCACUUGACCUUUGUCGAUGAAACUUUCAAUUUGAUUCUACCAUACGUUGAAGAACGCCACGUCCGUUUAAUUGGAACGACAAUUCCAAAGACUGCCCCGAGUCAGCAAACCAAUACCUCGGAACCUCAAGCCGAAGUGACAUUUGAGGACGUGCUCCCGGAGAUCAAGAAAACUACGAAUAUCGACAUUCAAAAGGUCAACUGGUUCUCCACAUAUCGCAGUCAUCACCGCGUAGCAGACAAGUACCGCAGCAACAGAGCCUUUCUUGUCGGCGACGCUGCUCACAUUCACAGCCCAGUAGGCGGCCAAGGAAUGAACACGGGCAUUAUGGAUGCCAUCAACUUGGCGUGGAAACUCGCAACUGUGAUCAAACAGCCUUCAAUGACCCCAGAAGCCAAAGAGGCGCUUUUGGAUACCUAUGAACCUGAACGGCGUUCAUUCGCUUUAGAUGUGGUCGGCGCAACCGAUCACGGCUUCACUAUUCUCACCAGCUCGGGAUUCUUCCCGCACCUUCUGCGCGCGUGGGUGAUUCCCUCUCUCAUUCCUCUCGUCGCCCGCUUCCAUACCACCCGUACGGAGAUUUUCCGACGUGGAUCUCAACUAGUCUGUUGCUACAGGGGGAGCAGCAUGCUCAGCGAGCCAACAAAAGGCUCGGAGAUAGUACAGCCCGGUGAUCGUCUGCCAUGGGUCAAGACGGAGCGUGACGACAACUUCUCAACUUUGCACGAUAUCAGCUGGCAGGUCCACGUGUAUGGCGAUUCUCCGGUAGGGCUAGAGGAAUGGUGCAAGACAAAACACGUUCAGUUAAUUGUCUUUGAGUGGGAUGAACAGCAUGGCAAAGCUGGAUUCAAGAAAGGUGCUGCAUAUCUGUUGCGACCGGAUCAGUAUAUUGCUGGAAUAUAUGAGGGUGCCGACCUGGAGUCCAAGUUGGACGAGUACUUCUAUACGCGAGGAUUAUUACCAUGCUAG